UUUAAACUGAAGCACUCCCCAGCAAAAAAGAUUCUUUUACAGUGACUUAUAUAGUCAUGGAUCUGGAUAAACCAUCUGUCUGGGGUUCAUUGAAGCAGAGAACAAGGCCUUUGUUACUCAACUUAAGCAAGAAGAAAGUGAAGAAAAACUCAGACAAAACUCUGGACUUAAGAGAAAGUUGUCGUUUGGAUAGACGACUGAGUUUGUCAGUACCUGACAUACUGGAGGCUGGGGCUUUGGCUCAAGAUGGGCAUUCUUAUUCAGGGCAUCAGGCCUCGUUCACAUCUGUACCUCAUGGUCUUUCCACUGCUGGGAUGUCUCUCAAGAGCAGCAGUAGUUCCUUGAAACAAUCUGAAGAAGACUCUGAAUGGAUCCAGGAGGAGGUAGCCCAUUAUGGUGUAGCUGAAACAGUUUCUGAAGACAUGUAUGCUUCUGUAUUGGAGGAAAGGAGGGCAUCUAGUGAUGGUAUCUUUGAGGUACUUCAGAAGACAAAUCUGGCUGGUGAUAUAGUAGAAGAAACAGAGAAUCCAAGUGGAUCUAGUGAUUUGGAUACUUCAAUGACCUCCCAGCUUUUUGAAGAGCAAUCUACUCUAGAAGAAGCAGGAGAUUGCUUAAGUAAUCUCCCCAGCCCUUUUGCUUACCUCCUCACCAUACACCUGAAAGAAGGCAGGAACCUUGUCAUUAGAGAUCGCUGUGGUACAAGUGAUCCAUAUGUGAAAUUUAAGCUGAAUGGCAAGACCUUAUACAAAAGCAAAGUCAUAUACAAGAACCUGAACCCAGUUUGGGAUGAGAUAGUUAUAUUGCCAAUACAAAGCCUUGAUCAAAAGCUGCGAGUUAAGGUAUAUGAUCGAGAUCUAACUACAUCUGACUUUAUGGGUUCUGCCUUUGUAGUCCUUAGUGACCUUGAGCUUAAUAGAACGACUGAACAUAUUUUAAAAUUGGAAGACCCAAACAGUUUAGAAGAGGACAUGGGGGUUAUUGUUUUAAAUCUAAAUCUGGUAGUCAAACAAGGUGAUUUCAAGAGAAAUAGAUGGUCAAAUCGGAAGAGGUUAAGUGCAAGUAAGUCCUCUUUGAUACGUAACCUGCGACUUUCAGAAUCCUUGAAGAAGAACCAACUCUGGAAUGGAAUUAUUAGUAUUACUUUAUUGGAAGGGAAGAAUAUUUCUGGAGGAAGUAUAACAGAGAUAUUUGUCCAAUUAAAACUAGGAGAGCAGAAAUAUAAGAGCAAGACACUGUGUAAGAGUGCAAAUCCUCAAUGGAGGGAACAGUUUGAUUUUCACUACUUCUCUGACAGGAUGGGCAUAUUGGACAUUGAGGUGUGGGGAAAGGAUUACAAAAAGCAUGAGGAACGUUUGGGGACGUGCAAAGUGGAUAUUGCAGCCCUCCCACUCAAGCAAGACAAUUGUUUAGAGCUGCCGCUGGAGAAUCGUCUUGGCUCACUGCUUAUGCUGAUCACACUUACACCCUGUUCAGGGGUCUCUGUCUCUGAUCUCUGUGUCUGCCCGUUGGCAGACCCCAGUGAAAGAAAGCAGAUUUCCCAACGCUUUUGCUUAUGGAAUUCCCUGAAAGAUAUGAAGGAUGUUGGCAUUUUACAAGUGAAAGUUUUAAAGGCAUUAGAUCUCUUAGCUGCAGAUUUCUCAGGAAAGAGUGAUCCUUUUUGCUUAUUAGAAUUGGGAAAUGACCGACUUCAGACACAUACAGUGUACAAAAACCUCAAUCCUGAAUGGAACAAAGUUUUCACAUUUCCUAUUAAAGAUAUCCAUGAUGUUUUGGAAGUGACAGUAUUUGAUGAAGAUGGAGAUAAGCCCCCUGAUUUCCUUGGGAAAGUUGCCAUCCCCUUGCUGUCUAUUAGAGAUGGGCAGCAAAGUUGCUAUGUACUGAAGAAUAAAGAUUUAGAACAAGCUUCAAAAGGAGUUAUUUAUUUGGAGAUGGAUGUCAUAUAUAAUCCGGUAAAAGCAAGCAUCAGGACCUUUAUGCCCAGAGAAAAGCGCUUUGUAGAAGAUAGCCGCAAACUUUCCAAAAAGAUUUUAUCAAGGGAUGUUGAUCGUGUGAAAAAAAUUACUAUGGCAAUAUGGAAUACAGUACAGUUUCUUAAAAGUUGUUUCCAGUGGGAAUCUACAUUGAGGAGUAUAAUAGCAUUUGUGGUGUUUCUGGUCACUGUCUGGAAUUUUGACCUGUACAUGAUCCCCUUGGGUUUAUUGUUGCUCUUUGUUUAUAAUUUCAUCAGACCCAUGAAAGGAAAGGUCAGCAGUGUCCAAGAAAGCCAGGAAGGCACAGACAUAGAUGAUGAUUAUGAUGAAGAUGAUAAGGAAUCUGAGAAAAAAGGUUUCAUUGAAAGAAUCUACAUGGUCCAAGACAUUAUUACUACUGUUCAAAAUGUCUUGGAAGAAAUGGCAUCUUUUGGAGAACGAAUUAAAAACACGUUUAACUGGACAGUCCCAUUUCUCUCUGCACUGGCCUGUUUAGCACUGGCAGCAGCCACCAUUAUUUUGUACUUCAUACCCCUGCGCUACAUCAUUUUAAUAUGGGGAAUAAAUAAAUUUACUAAGAAGCUUAGAAAUCCCUAUGCCAUCGACAAUAAUGAGCUACUAGAUUUCCUCUCCAGGGUACCAUCUGAUGUUCAAAAGGUGCAGUAUGCUGAAUUGAAACCAUACAGCAACCACAGUCCCCUUAGGAAGAAGCGGAGUGCUCUCUAGGACACAUACAGACUUUGGAAUGUAGCAUCUUUUGGGGGGUUUGGUUUAGACCAGCACUAAAACCAUAUUGCCCAUAUAGUCAUUCUGGAAGGGCAUAUUUAUUUCACAUUCUCCCAACUCUUUCCUGUAGGGACUCAUGGAGUAUUGGCACUAGAGGGGGGGUGGGGGUUGCACAGAGGGUCAGCCCAAUUGGAGGAGGCAAUCCAGAGAAUGUGCACAACUGUUCCAUUCUCAGAAGAACUGGAGUAAGACCUUCAGUAUCAUGGCUUCCCUGUUGGAGAAUGCCAAUGGCUAGUUUGUCCAAAAACAUUGUCUAGACUUCUUGGACUCAGGAGAAAUUUUGGCAUGCUUCCAACAGAUUUACCGUUAAGAUUUGAGAGCUCUUUUUCCAUCUUCCUUUAGAUCAUUGUUCAUUUAAAGGUUUUUGUUCUAACUUCUGAUCUUCUCAAAUAAUGUAUGAUUUAAAAACAUGUAUCUCAUGAUGACCAGAAGUGGGGAAAAAUUGAAGCUUCAAUGAUCUGAAUAGUUAUUAUCUAGUUGCAAUUAACUUCUUGGUGCUGGACACCACAUUGUUCCAUAAAAAUCCAUUGCUGGCAAUAGACAUCUCAGGAGCAACCAGUUUGAAUAAAUUAAAGAAAUACAAUCUUCUGACCCAGAAAGAGUUUAUUUUUAAGUAUCAUUCCGAUGGUAUCUCAUUGAUUUUAUUAGUAUCAUCAUUUGCAAUUGUUUGUCAAAAAACAUUCAACACUCCAGUUUUAGAAAUAGUCAAUUUUAAAGAUGUGAUUGAGAGGACAAAAAAAAAAAUAGGUCUCUGAUGAUUAAAAUUAUUUCUCCCAAUACUUGAUUUCUACCUAUAAAUGCAUCUCUUUUAAUGAUCUCCUCUGGUAUCUUAUUCUGACAUGGAGAUGACACUGAGUCUCCAAAGGGCAUGUUAGCAAAUCCUGGUUCUGGCCUACCAGGACAAAAAGAAAGGUUUAAAUCCUGAGAUUUAGAGGGAGUAAAAGGUCAGAGGCCAUCUAGUUCAAACACCUCAUCAUGCAUAUAAAAUAAUUUAAGCUCAAAGAAGUAGUAUCAGAGGUUUGAUAUGAGUCUGGGUCUUCUAGGUCUGGGGAUAGACUUUGUUUUUCACAGGACAAACCUAGUAAAAUGUAUAGUGGCUUAUCACUAUGUUGGGCAAAGGGAGGUGGAUUAUUUUAAGGGGUGGAUGAGUAUAGAAUGUCUCUAAAAUUUCAGCUGUUAAUUUUUACAUGUACUGGUGGAGCAGAGGGCUCACAGCUGUGGAAAUUUUUGAUCCUUAAAGAAUCUUCAAAAUUAUUCUAAAAUAGGUUAAUAGAUAAAAAGAUAAGAUUAUUUUCAUUUAAUUCAACACAUAUUUAUUAAAUACCCACAACUGCCAAGCACUAUGCCAGUCACUGGACAUACCAAAAUAAAAAUUUGAAAAAAAAGAAGUAACUCCAAUGCUAUUGGGCUUAAUUUAGGGACAUCUUUAUGUUAGCUUUCUAAUACCAGAAUCUAGGAUUCCUGUUCUGAUCAUGAGUAAGAUGCAAAAUAAGAAUUUGCCCUAAAAUCCUAGUAUGGAUCAGAAAGCAAAAGCAAUCUAAGAAUGGAAAAUAAUCUCUACCUGUUUGCCAUUCAUCUCCAUAAUGUAACAGAACAUUUAUUCUUUCUCAAAUAAUUAAAAGUCUUGAUUCUGUCAAAAUAUAGAAUUAAAUGGAACUAUCUUUUUUCAAAUGAAAUUUAAGUCUGUAAAAAUGUAUUUUAUUGACACAUAACUUUGUAUGUGCAGUUUCAUAUAUCUGUAUAAAACUAAGUUGGACAACAAACUAGACUUGAUUUAAUAGUUUUAGUAUUUUUUUCUAGGUUGUAAUUUAAUAAUCUUUAAGUGAAAUAUUUAUGAAAAAUGCCAAAGAUUCUAAACCUUA
Messenger RNA from Antechinus flavipes (yellow-footed antechinus), 4618 nucleotides. RefSeq names its product multiple C2 and transmembrane domain containing 2 (gene MCTP2). NCBI's taxonomy places the organism in Eukaryota, Metazoa, Chordata, Mammalia, Dasyuromorphia, Dasyuridae. Gene Ontology annotation, cellular component: synaptic vesicle membrane. The record is from RefSeq and is a predicted model, not a curated record. Gene Ontology annotation, biological process: regulation of neurotransmitter secretion. The coding region runs from base 57 to 2696 and encodes 879 amino acids. Gene Ontology annotation, molecular function: calcium ion binding. The transcript has 22 exons.